GUCUUCGUCUUCUUCGAAGACCUAAACGUAAAAAGAGAGAGACUCUGCCUCUCUUUCUCACUCACCUCUUUCCGUCUGCAUCCUUCAAGCUCGAUUUUCGCCAUUAAUGGCGGAAUCCGAAGCUUCCGCCAAGGGGUCGACGACUCUCAGGAACGCUUGGGGGAGCGUCCUCGCCUUCUUCAUCCUUCUAUUGAUCGGAGUCCUCGCCUUCUCGAUCCGUCUCUUCUCUGUUAUAAAGUACGAGAGUGUGAUUCACGAGUUCGAUCCUUACUUCAAUUACAGAGUGACUCAGUUCCUUACGAAGAAUGGAAUAUACGACUUCUGGAACUGGUUUGACGAUCGAACAUGGUAUCCUCUUGGUCGCGUGAUUGGUGGAACUGUUUAUCCUGGAUUGACAUUGACAGCGGGUUCCAUAUGGUGGGCAUUGAAUUCUUUGAACAUUCCCCUAUCUGUGGAAACUGUUUGUGUAUUUACGGCUCCAAUAUUCUCAGCUAAUGCGGCUUGGGCGACAUACUUUCUGACAAAGGAAGUCAAGGGUGUAGGAGCUGGAUUGACUGCAGCAGCUCUUUUAGGAAUGGUGCCAUCCUAUAUAUCACGAUCUGUGGCUGGUAGCUAUGACAAUGAAGCUGUAGCAAUAUUCGCUCUGAUCUUCACUUUUUAUUUAUACAUAAAGACAUUGAACACAGGAUCCCUCUUCUAUGCAACUUUAAAUGCUCUUGCAUACUUUUACAUGGUUUGCUCUUGGGGAGGUUAUACCUUCAUUAUUAAUCUUAUCCCAAUGCACGUGCUUCUGUGCAUUGUAACUGGUCGCUACUCUUCUCGGCUGUACAUUGCUUAUGCUCCCCUCGUUGUCUUGGGAACUUUGCUGGCUUCGCUGGUGCCUGUUGUGGGUUUUAAUGCAGUGAUGACUUCAGAGCAUUUUGCAUCAUUUUUGGUUUUCAUUAUUAUCCAUGUGGUAGCCCUUGUGUACUACAUCAAAGGAAUUCUCUCACCAACGAUGUUUAAAGUGGCUAUGACUCUUGUUGUGACUGUUGGCUUGGCAGUCUGUUGUGCAGUGAUAGCGGUGCUUGUAGCAUUGGUUGCUUCGAGCCCAACAAAGGGAUGGAGUGGGCGCAGUUUGUCUCUUCUUGACCCAACAUACGCUAGCAAGUACAUUCCAAUUAUUGCUAGUGUUAGUGAACAUCAGCCACCAACCUGGCCAUCUUAUUUUAUGGACAUCAAUGUUUUGGCAUUCUUGGUUCCAGCUGGCAUCAUUGCAUGCUUUCUACCCCUAUCUGAUGCAAGCUCCUUUGUGGUCCUGUAUAUCACAACAUCCGUGUAUUUUUCUGGUGUCAUGGUGCGCCUAAUGCUUGUAUUAGCUCCAGCAGCAUGCAUUAUGUCAGGGAUUGCUCUUUCAGAAGCCUUUGAUGUUUUCACACGAUCUGUCAAAUUUCAACUGCCUGGAUUGCUAGACAACCUCGCUUCUGGUGCAGGGGAAAGUGCUACUGGAAAUGGUGUACCUCAAAAUGAUGUAGCAAAGGCUGACAAACGCUCAGCUGGUGAUAAAACUGAAGAUAUUUCCAAGGAAAGGCCGUCGAGAAAGAACAGGAAGAAGGAAAAGGAAAAUAUAGAAAAGGUUCCUAUUAAGUCUAAAAAGGAGAAGAAGCUUCUGGUUUUGCCUUUGGAGGCUUCUGUCGUUUCUAUUCUUCUACUGGUCAUGUUGGGUGCUUUUUAUGUGGUUCAUUGUGUCUGGGCAGCAGCAGAAGCUUAUUCAGCACCAUCUAUUGUUUUGUCAUCUUACUCGCAUGAUGGGUUGCAUGUUUUUGAUGAUUUCCGAGAAGCUUAUGCCUGGCUGAGCCAUAAUACUGAGGUGGAUGAUAAGGUUGCAUCUUGGUGGGACUACGGCUACCAAACAACUGCAAUGGCCAACCGUACUGUUAUAGUUGAUAAUAAUACAUGGAAUAACACACAUAUUGCAACUGUUGGCACAGCCAUGUCUUCUACAGAGAAGCCAGCCUGGGAGAUUUUCAACUCCUUGGAUGUAAAAUAUGUUCUUGUUGUUUUUGGAGGUCUUGUUGGCUACCCAAGUGAUGAUAUCAAUAAGUUCUUGUGGAUGGUUCGCAUUGGAGGGGGUGUCUUUCCUCACAUUAAGGAACCAGAUUACCUUAAGGAUGGUCAGUACCGUAUAGAUUCUCAAGCCACACCAACAAUGCUGAAUUGCCUCAUGUACAAGCUCUCGUAUUACAGAUUCGUGGAGACGGAUGGUAAGGGCUUUGAUAGAGUAAGGAGGACAGAAAUUGGAAAGAAGCAUUUCAAGUUGACCCAUUUUGAGGAGGUUUUUACAACACAUCACUGGAUGGUGCGUAUUUAUAAGUUGAAACCUCCAAAGAAUAGGAUCCGAGGAAAGACAAAGAAACCAAAAUCGGGUUCAAAAACAAGUUCACCGACCAGUCGAAAGGGAGGUGGAAAGAGGAAAAACCCAUGGCAUUGAAAUAUAUGCAUAACACAAGUUUCCUAGGGUAAGUCAAUUUUCAUUCGAUAUAUGUGCAUGAGUCCCUAGCCCUGUAGGGGGCUGCACUGGCGAAAUUUGCCCCUUUCGCCCUUAACAAAUAUGAAUGCCUGAUUAGAGGUUUUGCACCCUCUUCCUUUCAUCUUGUAUCUCUCUUUUUUUCUUUUUCUUUUUUUCUUUUCCCCUGAUUAUCAUAGUAUUCAAGGAAGAGAUAGUUUUAUGAAACCAUUUGAACGGCUUAGAGAAGAAAGCAAUGGAGAAAUUUGAGAACAGGCCAAUAUAGCAUUUGCUAUUCUGGCUUUUGAGAAAA
This is a messenger RNA of Magnolia sinica, 2798 nucleotides long. Its product is annotated as dolichyl-diphosphooligosaccharide--protein glycosyltransferase subunit STT3A. The record is from RefSeq and is a predicted model, not a curated record. The transcript has 23 exons. Gene Ontology annotation, cellular component: membrane. Bases 107 to 2470 code for a protein of 787 amino acids. Lineage: Eukaryota; Viridiplantae; Streptophyta; Magnoliopsida; Magnoliales; Magnoliaceae. Gene Ontology annotation, molecular function: oligosaccharyl transferase activity.